Molecule: messenger RNA, 2799 nt
Organism: Magnolia sinica
Lineage: Eukaryota; Viridiplantae; Streptophyta; Magnoliopsida; Magnoliales; Magnoliaceae
Product: receptor-like protein EIX1
Exons: 1
Coding region: 1-2799 (932 amino acids)
Molecular function (GO): protein binding
Source: RefSeq, a predicted model, not a curated record
AUGGAUAAAUUAGUGAGAGCUCUGUUUCUUUCUGUAUUUGUAUUUCUAAGCGCUGAAAUCAUUCAAUCCACUUCUUACAAUGGAGAAGUGAAGGUGGUUUGCAAAGAAAGAGAGAGAAAAGCCCUCCUCAAGUUCAAAGAAGGCCUCGUGGAUCCAAUGAAUCGACUCUCUUCUUGGGUGGGCCAUGAUUGCUGCAGUUGGAGUGGAGUGGGCUGCAACAAUAGAACAUGGCAUAUUGUCAAGCUUAACCUCCGAAACCCCCUCUUACAAUUCAGUUCAAUCGAUCAGUCCUAUUAUCGGUUUCCAUACAACUCGUCAUUGUCUGGUAAGAUAAAUCCUUCUUUGCUUGAGUUGAAUCAUUUGAACUACUUGGACCUAAGCUGGAAUGAUUUUGGAUUUAAACCCAUCCCGAAAUUCAUCGGUUCAUUCAAGAAACUUAGAUAUCUUAACCUCUCAAAUGCCUUCUUUGGUGGAAUGAUUCCCCAUCAUCUCGGUAAUCUCUCUAGUCUGGUUUACCUUGAUCUUUACUGGACCAGUGUGGAAGUUGAUAACCUUCAUUGGCUUUCUCAACUUUCUUCCCUGCAACACCUUGAUAUGGGAACAUUGAAUCUCAGUCAGUCACAUGAUUGGUUACAGGUUAUUAAUACGCUCCCUUCUCUCUCCGAGCUACGCCUCUCCAGUUGUGAACUUCCUAACAUGACCAUUUCUCUUCCAUAUGUUAAUUUCACAUCCCUUUCAGUUCUUGAUCUCUCCAACAAUUUUCUUGGCCCAAGAAUUCCAGAUUGGUUGUUCAACCUCAGCAGCCUAGAGUAUCUUAAUCUCAAAUGGAAUCAUUUUCAAGAUCCAAUUCCAAGUGCUCUUGGCAAGCUUUGCAACUUGCGUACUUUAGAUUUCUCAGGAAAUUUAAACAGGGGAGAGAUAACUGGAUUUGUAGAAUGUUUAUCUGGAUGCAUUCAGGAAAGUUUGGAGACACUGAAUUUGGCAUGGAAUGGACUUAGUGGGUAUUUUCCUGAUUGGUUAUUCCAUUAUAAAAAUCUUAAAAAUCUUGAUCUCAGUCACAACAACUUGAAUGGGUCUUUGCCCCAGAGUCUUGGACAACUUUCAGAGCUAAUCAGGCUCAGGAUAUCUUCUAAUUCAUUGGAGGGAAAUGUGUCAGAAGCACACUUUGCCACUCUAACCAAAUUGGAAUCAUUAGAUAUAUCCUUGAAUUCUUUAGUUCUUAAUGUUAGCUCCAAUUGGAUUCCUCCUUUUCACCUCAAACACAUCAGAAUGAGGUCUUGUCGAUUAGGGCCCCUGUUUCCUGCAUGGCUUCGUGAGCAAAGAGACAUUUACCAACUUGACCUGUCCAAUGCUCAAAUUUCAGAUUCCAUACCAAACUGGUUUUGGAACUUGUCUUCUCAAGUCCAAUACUUGAAUCUUUCUCACAACCAAAUCAGUGACGAGAUUCCAAAUUUGUUGCAGUUUGCUCUUUUGGCAAGAAUUGAUUUAAGUUACAACUACUUUAGAGGUUCAUUGCCACACUCAUUUCUUAAUGUAGGUUUUUUGGAUCUCUCAAAAAAUUCAUUUUCUGGACCCAUCGCCGUGAACUUUGGUGAACCACUUCUUUUUUUCUUAUCACUUUCUCAUAACCAUUUAAAUGGUAGCAUUCCCUUGUCUUUAUGUCAAAUUGUGGAUUUGGCUAGCCUUGAUCUCUCAUACAAUAAAUUAACUGGAGAACUUCCUCCGUGUUUGGAAAAUUUGACCAGCCUGUUUGCAAUGGAUUUCACAAAUAAUAAUAUAUAUGGACAUAUUCCUGAAUCUUUUGGUCUUAUGUCUUCCCUAGAAUCAUUGCAUUUGCGUAGAAAUAAUUUUUCAGGUGAGCUCCCUACAUCAUUGAGAAACUGCACCAAUUUGAGAGUUGUCGAUCUUAGUCAUAACAAAUUCUCUGGAAACAUACCAACAUGGAUAGGGGAAAGCCUGUCAGAUGUCUAUAUUCUCAGCCUUAGGUCAAACAUGUUUUCUGGAACUAUUACUCCACAGCUGUGUUGUCUUACUUAUCUUCAAAUCUUGGAUCUUGCAUAUAACAAGCUAUUAGGUGCCAUACCAAAGUGUUUCGGUAAUUUCAGUGCCAUGGUUACAAAGGAGCGUAAAAGUGGAACGAUUGCGGGGUCCAAGUAUCAUGAUGAGAAUGAAGAUUAUUGGGUACAUUAUGAGCAGAACAUAACGGAGGUUGCUGAAGGAUUGAAACUUCAUUAUAAUAAGACUCUUUACCUUGUAACUAUGAUAGAUCUUUCAAGCAAUCAUUUAUCUGGAGAGAUCCCUGAAGAAUUAGCACGUCUAUCCAAGCUGCAAGGUUUGAAUUUGUCCAGGAAUCAUUUGAUUGGAAACAUUCCAAAGAAAAUAGAUGGCUUGCGACAAUUACAGUCUCUUGACUUGUCAUGGAAUCAACUUUCUAGUACUAUUCGGCAGAGCUUGUUAGCGUUAAAUUUCUUAACCAGCCUUGAUCUCUCAUAUAAUAAGUUGUUCGGGCAGAUUCCAUCAGGCAGCCAGCUCCAGACUUUUACUGAUCCUUCGAUUUAUAUUGGCAAUCUUGAUCUUUGUGGGCCUCCGCUUCCAAAAGAGUGUCCAAAAGAUAAUACAUCUCAAACUCUGAAGCCCAUUGAAGAAGAGGAGGAAGAAGGGUUUGAAUGGGUAUGGUUUUUCACUAGCAUCGCACCAGGAUUUGUGGUUGGAUUUUUGGGGGUAUGUGGUUUUUUAAUCUUCAUUCUGUGGGUAACAAAGGUGGCUAGGUCAAUGACAAAGCUACAAGACAGCAAGUAA